AUGAAGGGCUUCUUCCGCGACAUUGCAAUCCCGGACCGAUUUGAAAGCUUCGCUUUCGUCCACCUGGAUUCUGACCUCUAUGACUCCGUCUACGACUCCUUGGAGAAGGUGUGGGACCGAUUAUCGCCGGGGGGCGCAGUGGCUGUGGAUGACUUCUUCCACCAUGCGCAGGGCCCGGCCCGCGCCGUCUCGGACUUUUUUCGGUCGCGGGCCAGCAAGGAGGAGCCUCCUUUGCUUUUCCCGAUCCCCACCUACGCAGUGCUCCUCAUCAAGGGCCAGUCGGCGCGCGUCGGCUGGCAGGACACGCCGCGGGGGUCACAACGCCCCGUCAUGUAUGGCCCUCGAUCAAUCGAUGGCAACUUCUACAGUUUCACGUUUCUCCGAAGUUGUCUGCCAUUCUUGCGCGCAGCUGAGGCAUCCAAGGCGCGGGCCGGCGAGGCCCUAAGAGCUGCCCAAGAGAGCUCCGAUUUCCAGGAUGUUGGCGCUUACGCGCGAGUGUGUGCCAACGCGGAGUCCUUCUGCGACUUCCUUUCCUACCCGGAAACGGCCGCUAGGAGUGGCUGUGACAUUUUCCGGUACCUGUUGCCCUUGGAGGACCUGUUCGACGUGAGCCAAGGCAACCUUUGCGGAGUUCCUGGUGAGGCGGCAGAGCUUUCGUUGUGGGAUCUGUGCUCACUGGAAACUUCUUGGGCAACAGCUGCAAGUGCGAAAGCCGGCUACAAGCCGCCCGUUUCCGCCAAUGCACCAGAGGAUGAGCAGUUCAGUAUCGACUUGGACAUGGGCGAACAGUUUGAAGAGUGCUUGGAGAUGAAGUGGAAGUCUCCCGAACCGGUCCGGGAGUUCUACAUCGAGAUGGUUAUCGACCGGUCUGGGAAGGCAGUGAAGCCGGCCAAAGAUGCCAUGGUCAAGAAGGUGAGCAUGGGUCGCGACAAGGAAGGCUGCAUUCAGAACAUGCCCGAAGGAAGGAAUUUCCUCGUGCGAGUUCUCGGCAAGCUGAACGAUGGCAAAGCCGUGUACAGUCCGUGGAAGAAGGCUGCUACACUUAGCCCAGACACGCGAGACAAGGACCUGGGCAACUUAGACCCGAUGAACAUGCCGAGGAUGAACUGCAACAACUGCCCAUGUGCCUGCUACGUACCUUUCCGGUGGGGCCUCAACUCGCCUGGAAGGUUGCGGUGUAGGCGUUGCGGCUGCCAUCACACAGAGCACCAGAUGGUUGAGAUUGGCGAGAUUCUCAAAGCGCGGGAGACAAAGGCAAAGGGCUCCAUGAACAGAGAGGUGACGCCAUUGCCCCACGAAGCCCUUGAUUGGGACGAGCGGGAGUGCCUGCUGUGGUUCUGGUCCCAGGGCGCCGUGCAUCCGAGAAACGUCCUGAAGGAGGCCAACAGCAGGUCCAAGCCGGGCUUGGCCAAUGGCGGUGUCAAGGGCCGGGUCUCCAUCGUCACGCCCACCACGGAAACGCGCCACAAGUUCCACGAGCAGCUCUUCCGGUGCUUUGAGGCACAGACUUGGCCGGACAAGGAGCUUGUGAUCGUGGAGACAUACUGGGAGUCCUACUCUGACUUCUUCUCGCAGAAGGCACAGACUGAUCCCAGAGUGGUCUAUGUCAAGUACAAGCAACAGGCCCGAUCGGACUGGAGCAUCGGAUUGAAGAGGAACGUGGGAACGCACCUUGCUUCCGGCGAGUUCAUUGCAAGCUUCGAUGACGACGACCUUUACGCGCCCAGCUACCUCAACACGAUGGUCAGCGCUCUGGAGGAUCGGCGAGCAUUGGCCGUCAAGCUCUCCAACUGGUACGUGUACCACAUGGACACCGACGCCUGGUCCUUUUGCGAUCCCAUUGCCUGGGGUCUCACCAAGGGACUGGAUGAGACCUCUGACAAGGUAAAGAGUUGGGCCUAUGGCUACGGCUUCUCCUACGUCUAUCGCCGGCAGGCCGGCCUGGAUCUGUGGUACAAUGACAUCAACCUUGGAGAGGACUUCAACUUCAUGAUGCAGCUGCAAAUCCGGAGAGGUGAACGAAGCGUGCACCUCGUCCCGGACGACUUCGGCAUGUGCCUACACGUGCAGCAUGGAGGCAACACAUCCAACUCCAUUCCACUUCGUGAGGUGCCCGACACUGAGGCGAUGGACCUGGACGUCAUGGAGCUAAAUGCCUGGAUGCAUGCCUCAGGGCCUGCCGGCAAGGCUUUGUCCAAGAGCGCAGGUCGAAGCCGAAGCUCGGGGAACAACCGGAAGGUCCUAUGCUACUUGCCAGGGGGAAAGAGAUACCAGGUGGACUAUCCCCCCAAGGCAACUGUCAAAGAUUUUCUGGCAUCCCUGGGUGACCAAAUAUGCGUGCCCUGCGCUGAUUACAAGGUGUACCGCGUUCCUCCUAUGGUUGCCUUUGGUGGCAGCGGUGGGACGUACACCAACACGCAGCGAGAUGAGGUGGCAGCGAACGUGUUGGGUAUCGCCUUCCUAGCAGAGCUUCCGGGUGCCGAGGAAAACCUCCGCCCGGACACAAAGUCUGGGCAACAGUGGUGCAAGCUCCUGAAGGCGGCACAAGCGCCUGUUCGAGGUGCAGCACGCCUCGGGCCACGAACCAGCGAAGUCUGGGUUCUUUCUCCAGAUGCUGCCGCUGCAGCGGGCUACAAAGUGGGAGAGGAGACCUGGGAGGACGACGACAAGGAGGCCUGUGAGGCUGCCGAGGAGGAAAGCAAGCUGUCCUUCGUGACCCGCGUGACCUGCCAGAGCUCGACCGUGAAGAAGUUCUUCGCCGCAAAGCAAUCCUUCGGUGUUUGGCUUCGGAAAGGCGCCACCGUGGUGGACCUGAGAUGGGUUCUGGGACGGCACCUUCCUGCGGAGGCCCGAGUACUCUGCCAACGGGAGGGCCGGGACAUCCAGGCUCUGCAAGAGACAGACCUUGUGCCGGAUGAAGUCAUCGUGUCCGACUUCCGCGGAUCACGGAGUUUCUACAUGCGCUUCACAAACAAGCAGUGCGCCAUCGUGUUGCGCUUCAUGCGGUCUUUCUUCCGGAACCCGGAGAACCAAAAGCGCCUGGAUGACUUCGAGUCAACAGCAAAGGGCACUGGGCACGAUUACCGGGCCCAGCUGGUACAGCUGCUGGCUCAUGAGGUUUAUCCCAGGAUCUACCAAAAGUUUCACGUGCCCGUCAUGGACGACCUGGAUGGUCCCAAGCUAAUGCUUGAAGCCAUGUCCAACGUCUCUUCGAGCAACCUGCAGGUGUGCGAACUGUGGAUGGAGGUAGAGAUGCUGAUGCGGAACAAGGCCUCGGCACAGCAGGCGCUGAGUGCCGUGAUGUAUUUCAAGGAGCUGCAAGCCAAGGAGCAGAAUGCCGUUGGUGCUGCACCGGCCAAAGAGCAAGCUCCAGAGAAUGAGAAGCCGGCUGAUGCGCCGACAUACGAGAGCGUCCGCGAAGUUGUCGGCCUCCUCCAGAAGGUGGCCGAUGGAUGGGAGCAGCAUGCCCGCCAGCAGAACUUGGCAGAAGCGACACCACCGCAAGCCGGAGAGGGCAAGGUCGCUGAUCCGAAGCAUGCGCCAUCAAGUGCAACAGCUGGAGACCAACUGGGACUUGCUGCGUCUGCAGUCCCAACGCCUCCAUCGGCACCCCCACCCAUGGUAUCAAGCUUGCCAGAGGCUGCUCUGAAGGAGCUCCCGCCCGUGGCAUCUUCCUUGGUGAAGGCAGCCGUCGAGAAUCCGAUCGUGGAGAAGCAGCUGCGGCAGUGGGUUACACUGGCCUCCAACUCUGGUACUGAAGAAGACAGUUCAAGCGCGAGAGGGAACAGAACGGAAGCAGCUACAGCAGCAGAACCCAUCAGGAAUGGCGAUGACAUCACCAAGCUCUCCACUCCCAGCCUUCCUGCAGCCCAAAAGGCUGCAGACAGGCCAGCCAAUGGCCACCAGAGCCAGGCAGUCGCGGAGAAGGAGAUAUCUUCUAAGCUGGCUCCUGUAAGCUCACCGAGGACUCAGAGUUCACUGCUGGACUGGGAUGAAUUGGAGAAGAUGGAGAAAGGACCGGACAAAGAUGCCGUCCCCGAAGUCUCCAUGACGGUGCCUAGAGCGCCUGCGCUGGUGGCACCCCAGAAGAGCUCGGAGAGUUCGCAACGAAUUGACCCAGUCACUCAGCCGAAUGACCCGGUCACUCCGGCGCCGGCGUCCAAGCAGAAGGACAAGGUCGACUCGCUCAGAGUCGAGGUGCUUGUAAGGCACGGGACACGGGCCGGCGAGGCUCUGAUUUCCGUCCCACCAACUGCGACAAUGCUUCAGGUGAAGAUGGCAUUGAUUCGCUUCGUCGGCCGCACCGCGGAGGCCCUCCAGCGUAUGCAGCUCGUAGAGAGGACCGGGAACACGUUCAAGCAGUUCCCCGACGAGGAGCUCCUGGGUGAGAGGAGAGAACUCUUGGUGCUGGGCCUGGGGCUACCGGAAGCCAAGGAAGCCAAGGAGGAGAAUGGAAAUCCUCCUACGGUCAAUCUCUCCUACGCCCAGGUUCCCGUUAGCGUGCACAACGUCCUCACAUCGGAUGCUGUGACCUUGAUGUUGCCAGAAGUGGCGACGAUGAAGCAAGUGAAGGCCGCGCUGAAACAGCACGGCAAGCCUGAGUUCACCAAGCUGCUCAGCAAUGGUGCAUCUCUCUAUGUGCUUUCGGGAACCAAUGAGGAGGUGCCCCUGCCUGAGGAGGAACCCUUGAGGGGGCGCUGGCAUCUGAUGCUUGGGUGUGACCGAGCAAGCGUCGAACAGAGCUCUGUGAAAACAGAUGGCAGUGGCAGCUGGCAUGAUGGCCAGCCUGCCCAGGGUUUGCAAAGCAUAUGGGAGAAAUAUUCAUAUGAAUUGUUAAAUUUGAGCUGUGGGCGACGACAGAAAGAGAGGGACACAGAUGCAAACGAGACUCACGACGACAGCGAGUGA
Molecule: messenger RNA, 4908 nt
Organism: Symbiodinium sp. CCMP2592
Lineage: Eukaryota; Dinophyceae; Suessiales; Symbiodiniaceae
Source: the annotation of a GenBank genome assembly